AUGUCGAUCCAUUUCACCUUUGAGACAUUCAUCAUAUGUCUGGAAACCCUUCUGAUUUUGACAUUCAAUGUCCUUAUGCUGUUUGUGGUUGGCUGGACGGAUGCUUUCAAGAAUAUCAACAAGUACUUCUUCACAUCUGUAGUGUUCUCGGACUUGUUGAUUGGGUUGGUGAUAACGCCAUUCGCUAUAUUCUCAUCUCUCUACGGCAAAUGGGUGUACAAGGACGAAACAUUCUGUAACACGCAGGCCUAUCUUGCGGCCAUGUGCUGGAUUGUCUCCCUUUAUUCGAUGAUGUGGAUUAAUGUAGACCAUUACUUCGCAAUUCGUAAGCCUGAACGCCACGAGACCCUGAUGUCGCCUGUGCGCAGUGCAUGCUGGGUAGCAUUAGUCUGGGUUGCGGCCCUCAGCUUCUGUGGUCCACCUCUUUUUGCUCUGAACGAACGAACAUACUUUGUGAAGGCAACGUUUCUGUGCGUGUUUGCGUCUCAGUCGAACACAGCAUACUUUGUGACGUCAGGAUUGUUGAUAACUCUUCCAGCGGUGCUCACCCUGGUCGCGACGAAUGCUUACCUCUUCACCAAGGCAUACAACAAAACCAAACUGGUUUGUGAGAAAGUGUUAGUGGACAAGGCCAUGCGGCCGCAGAAUUAUCGCGUAAACGCACUAAACUCGCUAAUCUUCGUCGUGACCUGGAUCCCAUGGUGCUCAGUUCAGAUUCAUCAGCAUGUCUUCCCUACCCCGAACCUGAGCCCUGUCAUGCAGAGGCUACAUUUCUACACCCUCUGGGUUGCUAUUGGCAACGCCUGGUACAAGUUCAUCGUUUACAUGAUAUUCUCUAGAGAAUUCAUGAUCGGUUUGCGUCGUUUUUUCUGCCAGGUUCUCUGUCGCUGUGCUUGUAAGUGCCGUUUGCCAUGUCGACAAGGCCCCCCUCCUCCCGUUCCUGUGUGAUAUCUGAUUGGUUUAUCUGUGAUAACUCUAGCCAUUGCCCAGCUUUACGGUGUACAUCUUGUUGUUGAGAAAACCUAGUUGUCUCCCCUGUCUUGGAAAUUUGGCAGGAUGUUGUGCCGUCUGCAAAACUACACUUUGGUGUAAAAAAGUUAUGUACCUGUUUUUUUGUUUUGGUUUUUUUUAGUCUUCAGGAUGCCAGCCAUUUUUACAUGAUUGUCUGGACUAUUUGUCAGAUUGACUUUUUUGUUAUUAAUUCCCAGCGAUGAACGUUUUCUUAAUACUUAAUAAAGUUUCCUUAGGAUGUGGGUAGUGCUUGAGCCCAGUGGUUUAUUGUGAUUGGCUGUUUUAACUGUUCACAAUGUCUAAUUUAUGUCGGAAGAAAGUAGCUGUCCUUGACGACAGAUGCCCUUGACCCCAUUCUUUCAAUCCCAUUAGUUUUGCUGUCAAAUUGCAUGGAAUUCUAACAUGCGAUUCAAUAAAUUGACAUUCAAUAAAUUAUGAUGAUACCAUUGUUGUCAGUCUGUGAAAUUUAUCACCAUAUUUAUAUACAGGCUUGCUGUCUGAUAUUAACUACAUUUAAUACAUGUCUGUCUGAAUAUAGACAUGUAUGUUAACAUUGUAUACAAAUAUUAUAAUACACUAUAGAUCAAUUUAUGCCUGUAUAUGUUACUACCAUAUUUCAAGGGACUGUACUAUUAGCUUACCACAGUUCUUCAACCUUUUAUAACUGCCUCAGCAACCAAUAUUUUGGAACAUUCUG
Molecule: messenger RNA, 1708 nt
Organism: Liolophura sinensis
Lineage: Eukaryota; Metazoa; Mollusca; Polyplacophora; Chitonida; Chitonidae
Product: histamine H2 receptor-like
Exons: 1
Coding region: 1-948 (315 amino acids)
Biological process (GO): G protein-coupled receptor signaling pathway; cellular response to hormone stimulus
Cellular component (GO): plasma membrane
Molecular function (GO): G protein-coupled receptor activity; peptide binding
Source: RefSeq, a predicted model, not a curated record